Messenger RNA from Knipowitschia caucasica, 714 nucleotides. NCBI's taxonomy places the organism in Eukaryota, Metazoa, Chordata, Actinopteri, Gobiiformes, Gobiidae. The record is from the annotation of a GenBank genome assembly.
AUGGAUAAGUGUUUCGCUAAUGGAAGUGCAGCCCCAGGCCCAGUGCCCAAAGGCCACAUUAGACUGUUCAGCAUGAGAUUCUGCCCAUAUGCCCAAAGGGCCAGACUCGUGCUCCACGCCAAAGGGAUCAAGCACGAAAUCAUUAACAUCCACUUGAAGGACAAACCGGACUGGUUUCUGGAGAAGAACCCUCUUGGACUUGUCCCGACUCUGGAGACAGAAGCUGGGGAGGUGCUGUACGAGUCGCCCAUCACAUGUGACUAUCUAGAUGAGGUGUACCCACAGAACAAGCUUCUCCCACAAAGUCCCUUUGAGAAGGCUCAGCAGAAGAUGAUGUUGGAGCAUUACAACAAGGUUGUACCCCAUUUCUACAAAGUUGUGAUGGCAAAGGAGAAUGAUGACAAAGCUGCACUGGUCGCUGAACUGAAAGAAAAGUUAGUGAAACUGAACGAGAAACUGGGCACAAAGAAGUCUGUAUUCUUUGGAGGGAAUUCCAUCACAAUGAUUGAUUAUAUGAUGUGGCCGUGGUUUGAAAGACUUGAGGCUUAUGGGGUCAUAGACCUGCUGAACAGCACUCCUGAACUAAAGCACUGGUACGACUGUAUGAGCAAAGACCCUUCUGUCAUCGCCUGCUCACACAGCACUGACAGCCACAAGGCUUUUUUCAAAUCUGUUUUUACCGAUGGAAAACCCAACUAUGACUAUGGCUUGUAA